This is a messenger RNA of Pichia membranifaciens NRRL Y-2026, 930 nucleotides long. RefSeq lists its product as hypothetical. Gene Ontology annotation, molecular function: zinc ion binding; pre-mRNA 5'-splice site binding. The record is from RefSeq and is a predicted model, not a curated record. The coding region runs from base 54 to 902 and encodes 282 amino acids. The transcript has a single exon. Gene Ontology annotation, cellular component: U1 snRNP; nucleus. Gene Ontology annotation, biological process: spliceosomal snRNP assembly; mRNA splicing, via spliceosome; mRNA 5'-splice site recognition. NCBI's taxonomy places the organism in Eukaryota, Fungi, Ascomycota, Pichiomycetes, Pichiales, Pichiaceae.
UACGGGACCGGAGACAGGAGAAGGAAGCCCAGGCCAGCGUCCCGACAAGCCACAUGGGUAAAUACUUCUGCGACUACUGCCAGUCGUACUUGACGCACGACUCGCUGAGCGUGCGGAAGAACCACUUGCACGGAAAACACCACUUGAGACUCUACAACGAAUACUACGAGAAAGUCGCCAACGAACAUCCCGAGUACGACAGAAAGAACACAGACGCGUCUGUGGGCAACCCGCUGCUGUCGGAGAUGUACAAGGGCAUCCCGGGGCUGACAAACAAGUACGCUGACCAGCACCAGCGGGACAGCGGAGCGAAGCCCGCAUUCAAGCUAUACGUUCCGAGCACCAGUGUCGGACUUCCGAAUCCUCCGCCGAACGUGCUCUUUGUGAACUACUCGAACUACGUGCAGAAGAGCCGGGUGACCAAGCCGUACUACAGCAACGGGAACAGCAAUGGCUACGGCCACGGCCACGACCGUGGCCAUGGCUUUGGGGGGUUCAACCGUGGCGGGAACAGGGGUUUCCGGCCACGCGACAGGGAGGCCUCGCCACGGACGACGGCUGGCACGAGCGGACGUGGGAGCACCGACCACCGCCAGACACACAGACGCCCUGCCCCAGCUGCUGCCUCGGGCACAGACUUGGGCCACCGCAACCCGAGCUCGUCAGCGCCAGUGAGGACUGGCCCGCACAACGGUUACGGCUACGGAUACGGCUAUGACUCGAAGGACCGGCCAUCGAGGCCCGCCGGAGGCCAGGGGUACGCCCAGGCCAGGCACGGACAAGGAGACGUCUCCCAGCAGCAGCAGCCUCCGCAGCGCAACCGCCAGAGCUACCAGCAGCGCUACAAGCAGGGAUACCAGCGGUACCCGGGCCAGCAGGACCGUUCCCGAGACUACUACUAGGUUUAGCACGAGUCCCAGCCCCCCCCCC